ACACCUCAUAGUCACUACAUGAGCUGAACAUACGAGUCAUUCUGAGGCGUGGUGGAUAAACGUAAAUGGUAUUCUCCCGGAGAGGGCGCUCUCGUAUCAGGAGAACCAGCCUAGACAGCCCCCGAGACCACACCUAUAUCAGGUUGAGCAAUAGUGAGCCAUCCUUUGAUGACUUCCAUAGUUCGCUAUCACCAGUAAACAGUCUAGAUAGUGACGAUAGUACGGGCUACGACAUGAAUCACACAGCCACCCACACCAACAACACUAGCAUGUUCAACGCGAACAGCAGGAGCAUAUUCGGAGGCGGCGGAGGGGGCAUGGAAAUGCGAGAGAUGGACGAUGAUACGGAGGUCAUCGACGUGCUCGGGCGAAAAAACUCAAUUGAGUGGAAAAAUCAACCUAGUAGUCUCACGAAAAAAAUGAACUUAUGCUGGGAUAGGGCUUGGAAGUUGCGCUGUGCGGGCAUCGGGGAUGGAGGUAAUGACGUAUCGAUGAUUCAAGCCGCCGAUGUGGGGAUUGGGAUCGUGGGCAAAGAAGGCAAGCAAGCGUCUCUGGCAGCCGACUUUUCCAUCACCAAGUUCAAGCACGUGUCGCGGCUGUUUCUGUGGCACGGGCGCAACAGUUACAAACGAUCGUCGGCUCUGGCGCAGUUCAUUAUACACCGUGGUCUGAUCAUAUCGAUUAUCCAGGCUGUCUUCUCCGCAGUGUUCUACUACUCUGCCAUUGCGCUGUAUCAGGGAUUGUUAAUGGUGGGAUACGCGACCGUCUACACAAUGUUUCCCGUGUUCUCGCUUGUGCUGGAUGAAGAUGUGUCCAGCGAGAUUGCAAUGAUGUACCCAGAGCUGUAUAAUGAUCUGACGAAGGGCCGGUCGCUCACACUCAAGACGUUCAUUGGCUGGGUUAUUAUAAGUACUUAUCAGGGAGGUAUCAUCAUGCUGGGUGCACUCCUGCUCUUCGGCGAAGGAGACUUCAUCAACAUCGUCGCCAUCUCAUUCACAGCGCUAAUCCUCACUGAACUGCUGAUGGUCGCACUUACCAUACACAAGUGGCAUUGGGCCAUGGUAGUAUCUGAGCUGCUAUCCCUGGGAAUAUACGUGCUGUCUAUGUUUGUACUUACAGACUACUUCGAUACCAGGUUUAUUACUAGUCCUGAGUUUGUGUGGAAGACCCUAGUAAUCACACUGGUGAGCUGUGUACCGCUGUAUGUGGCGAAGUAUGUCAAACACAAGCUGGCACCUUCGAGUUACGCGAAGCUGACGUGAUGAGAGUUUGUAAAUAAAUGGAAGAAAAAC
Sphaeroforma arctica JP610 is the source of this 1292-nucleotide messenger RNA. RefSeq lists its product as hypothetical. The record is from RefSeq and is a predicted model, not a curated record. Lineage: Eukaryota; Ichthyosporea; Ichthyophonida. Gene Ontology annotation, cellular component: endosome; plasma membrane; trans-Golgi network. The coding region runs from base 66 to 1262 and encodes 398 amino acids. The transcript is spliced from 5 exons. Gene Ontology annotation, biological process: endocytosis; retrograde vesicle-mediated transport, Golgi to endoplasmic reticulum; phospholipid translocation. Gene Ontology annotation, molecular function: ATP hydrolysis activity; ATP binding; ATPase-coupled intramembrane lipid carrier activity.